CUCCGGACGACCAUGUUGCUCCGUCGCAGCGGUCACAGAUGGCUACGUGAAAGUCAACAACCGGUUCCGGCGGAGUGAUGAUCGGGAGUCGGGCACAGUCGGGAUAAUCGUGCUGUUGCGUCGGUGUCGUUGAUUUUUACGUUUACACGCGUCUCUUCUCAUUCCACGGCGUGGGUGCCGCGCGUCGUUACGUUCUCGCUGCUCUUCCUUCUUCCUUCGAUCUUCGCGUCUCCUUGUCUGAUACCGCGCGGCUGCCGCCUCUUCCCGUUGUCUCGUUGUCCGGUGAGCGUAUCCAGCCGCGAUCCGCCGAUCGCGGGGAAGCCGUCGCGAAGAUGAGCGCAAAUAAUGUGCAGGCACUCUUCGCGUGCUCCCAGUGCUUCUCCAGGCAUCCCUUCGAGGACCUCUCACCCGGCCAGCAAUUGUGCAAGGAAUGCAGAGGAGCUUUUCCCGUAGUAAAAUGUACAUACUGCAGAUCAGAAUUCCAGCAAACCAUGAAGGGUAACACAAGCACCAUAUGUAAAAAGUGUGAGCAAAAUGUAAAGUCCUAUGGAAAGCCAUCAGCUUGCGAGUACUGCAAUACCAUUGCUGCAUUUAUCGGCAGCAAAUGCCAGCGGUGUACAAAUUCGGAGAAACGCUAUGGACCUCCGGUCACGUGCGAGCAGUGCAAGCAGAAGUGUGCCUUUGAUAGACAGGACGAGGAUAAGAAGGUAGAUGGCAAGUUAUUAUGUUGGCUGUGUACACUGUCAUAUAAACGAGCGUUGGCAAAGACAAAGCAAUCAGACGCAGAGAGACGAGCGCAUAUGAAAAUGGCGCAACAGCGGGCCGCGAAGCACAAAGAACAAAAACUGAAGGGCCACAAUAAAAGACCUCACAGAGUGGAUGUGACAAAGCUGCCGCCACAAUCUGAAGGUGGAGACACGAACGGUCCCACUCCCAUGAAAGCGGCACGAAUGGCCGGCGUGCACGAUCCUCACGAUCCUAAUAGCUCGGAUCACGUGGUAGCAGUCACACAGCUUAAAGAAACGAUAGCGAAUCUUCAGAAACAAAUUAACAUAAAAGAGAAUCAGUUAUUAGCAAAAGAUAGACAAAUUACUGAACUGAAGGCGAAAAACUUCACAUCCGAAACGGAACUGCGUAAUAAGAUGAAAGCGUCAGAGAAAGAGUACGAGACAAAAAUCUCCUCCAUGCAGCAGAAGAUAUCUAGUUUGUUGAAGGAAGUAGCGACACUAUCAAAAUCGUCCAAACGAGCCGAUAGGGUGGCUGCUACCAAGACAGAGGCUGGGACCAACAGCGGAAGUGGAACAGACAGUCCUGUACUUUGAUAAGAAAAUUGGUUAGCUGUGACAACAUACUCAAAUCGCGUACUCGAUAUAAAUAUAAAUCAUGUGAUGAUAAUACAUUAUAUAGUUAAUUGUUUCCAUUAACAAGGCGAAAUUGUAUUAUUUUUCUAUUUACUAUAGGAAUGUAUAUUACUCUCUCAACACGCACCGAAGAAAGGUCAUACUCGUAUCUCCAUUUAGGGGAGAUCGAUAAUGCAAAUGACAAUUUAUAUAUGAUUAUGGGUCUAAAAAUAGUUUUUUCCCCUUUUUAUUUUUUGGCGAAUGCCAGAACCCCUUUUAUUUUUAUUCAACUUGUUCGACUUUGGUUAGCGACUUUGGUUAGUUAAAUACAAAUGACAAAUUAAAUCUUCUUUCAUGUCACAAAGUUGUUGCGAAAUCAUUAUGGAGAUUUCGAGACAGACUUGGAUUGAUUGUACAAUACACAUGGAAAUAAUGUGGCAGCGUAGCAUUUUAUUAUUUAUGAUAAUGAUGAUGUAAGAUGAUGAAACAUAUGACUUGUAGAUCAAUUUACAAUAAAAGCUGAAAAAUUAA
Monomorium pharaonis (pharaoh ant) is the source of this 1871-nucleotide messenger RNA. Its product is annotated as protein FAM76A. The transcript has 7 exons. The record is from RefSeq and is a predicted model, not a curated record. Lineage: Eukaryota; Metazoa; Arthropoda; Insecta; Hymenoptera; Formicidae. Bases 333 to 1322 code for a protein of 329 amino acids.